Nakaseomyces glabratus is the source of this 1317-nucleotide messenger RNA. RefSeq names its product oxysterol-binding protein KES1 (gene KES1). Gene Ontology annotation, molecular function: oxysterol binding. Lineage: Eukaryota; Fungi; Ascomycota; Saccharomycetes; Saccharomycetales; Saccharomycetaceae. Gene Ontology annotation, cellular component: cytosol; membrane; intracellular membrane-bounded organelle. The record is from RefSeq and is a predicted model, not a curated record.
AUGUCAGGAUACGCCAGUUCUUCUGCAUGGACUUCUUUCUUGAAGUCUGUCUCCACUUUCAAUGGUGAUCUAUCCUCUUUGGUUGCCCCACCAUUUAUUCUAUCCCCAGUUUCCUUGUCUGAGUUCUCGCAGUACUGGGCUGAACAUCCUGAUUUGUUCCUGGAACCAUCUUUCAUCAAUGAGGCCAACUUCAAGACCAAAUGUACCGAAGACCCUAACGUCGAGAGCCCUGAAAUGGCUAGAAUGCUGUCUGUCACCAAAUGGUUCAUUUCCACUUUGAAAUCUCAAUACUGUUCUCGUGACGAGACCAUGGGUUCUGAGAAGAAGCCAUUGAACCCUUUCUUGGGUGAACUGUUCGUCGGUAAAUGGGAUAACAAGGACCACCCUGAGUUCGGUGAGACCGUGCUUCUAUCCGAACAAGUCUCUCACCACCCUCCUAUCACCGCUUACACUAUCUUCAAUGACAAGAACAAAGUCAAGUUGCAAGGUUACAACCAAGUGAAGACCGGUUUCACAAAGACUCUAAUGCUUUCUGUCAAGCAAUAUGGUCAUACACUACUGGAAGUUAACAAAGAAUCCUACCUAAUCACUCCACCACCUUUACAUAUCGAAGGUAUCCUGAUGGCUGCCCCAUUUGUGGAACUAGAAGGCAGGUCCUACCUACAAUCCUCCACCGGCCUACUAUGUGUUGUCGAGUUCUCUGGUAGAGGUUACUUCUCCGGUAAGAAGAACUCUUUUAAAGCCAGAAUCUACAAGAGCGCUGCCGACAGUGCCGACAAGAAUAAGGCUAUAUAUACCAUUUCUGGCCAAUGGUCUGGCUCAUCCAAGAUUUCCAAGCUAAAUCCAGCUACUGGUUACAGCGACGAAAUUGGCACUUUCUAUGAAGCCGAAAGGGUACCUGUCUCUCAUUUGAGCGUAAAGCCAAUUGAUAAGCAACAUCCACUAGAGAGCAGGAAAGCAUGGAAGGAAGUAGCUGAAGCCAUUAAGGCUGGUGACAUGGACCUAAUUACAAAGACCAAGUCUGACCUUGAGCAAAAACAAAGAGACUUGAGAAAGGAAGAAGAAGCGAAAGGCAUCUGCUGGGAAAGAAGAUGGUUUAAGGAUUUCGACUACAGCGACGCUCCAGGCAAGGAUUACCUAGUACCUGAAAAGGACGAUAUCUUCCUCCAACUAGCCAAAGCUAUGGACUUAUCCAUAAAAAAUGUUCCAAGUGGUACCUUGAACGGUGAGAAGGAAGACAAGAAAGAAGAUUUGACCUCAAUUCACUGGAGAUUUGAUAGAAAGCUAUGGGAUGAGGAGAAGGAGGUUGUUUUGUAA